CCAAGGAGAAGUCAGAGACAGAUAAGAAGAUAAAAAUCCACAAGAAUUAAGCAAUGGUCACGCUAUGUUGAGUUAGUGCUUCCAAUCACAGUCUCAACUCAAUCAUAUACCCAAAUACACAUUUCAAGAGUUUUCAAUUACAAGAAUGAUUAAAUCUUCAGAAGGAACGCGAGAUGUAUCUAGUGGUGGAUGUAAAUCUGUUACUCUCACCCAUCUCCUCCUCGCUUCUCUUGGUGGUCUUGCCGCAGCCGCCGCUGCUUUUGCCGGAGAAUCAUUCCUUCGCCGCAGGAAAGCUCAUCAAAGUGAUUUCAUGGGGAACAAAGAUCAGAAAAUAGCCCCUUUGAUUGAAAGGAAAGAUUCAGGUCGACGAUCAAACCUCGAGAAAUUUUCCCACUAUGUUGCUAGACAGCUAGGAUUCGAGGAUCCAAAUGAAUGCCCACAACUAUGCAAAUUGGCAUAUGCAUAUCUGAUGAAAACAAAGGGAUAUGAUGAGAAUGUGUAUGAGUAUUUGGUGAAUGAAGCUGAUGCUGAUUCUCUCUAUGUUCAUAUCCUUGAGGAAUUUGAAAGAUGCAUUCUCACGUAUUUUGCUUUCAACUGGAAUCAAUCUUCCAACCUCAUCUCUCAGGUUCUAAGCGAUGAGUCAGAUCAGAAAGUACUAAAGCUCAAGGAUUUUGUGAUGGCAGCGACAAGGAAACAGAGGUUCGAGAGGGUGACAAAAGAUCUAAAGGUGACAAGGGUGUUUUCAACAUUAGUAGAAGAGAUGAAAGCCAUCAAAGUUAGCAGCAGCGGCGAGGCGCACUGUACAGAAGUAAUGUCUCCGGUGGCUCACAACAAACGAAGUCCCGUGCUCCUCCUCAUGGGUGGCGGAAUGGGCGCCGGAAAGAGCACCGUCCUCAAAGAUAUCCUCCAAGAGCCGUUUUGGUCGGAGGCAGGGGAAGACGCAGUGGUGAUAGAAGCUGAUGCGUUUAAGGAGACAGAUGUUAUUUAUAGAGCUCUUAGUUCUAGAGGUCACCAUGACGAUAUGCUUCAAACUGCUGAAUUGGUUCACCAAUCAUCUACCGAUGCUGCAUCGUCCUUACUAGUAACAGCAUUAAACGACGGACGUGAUGUGAUAAUGGAUGGAACCUUAUCAUGGGAGCCGUUCGUGGAACAAAUGAUCACAAUGGCAAAGGACGUCCACAAACAGAGAUAUAGAAUGGGCGUAGGCUACAAAGUGGCCGCGGACGGUACAACAACAGAGGAGUACUGGAGAAAAGAAGAAACUGAACAAAAUGGGAAACAACAAAACUUGAAACCUUAUAGAAUCGAACUGGUCGGUGUGGUUUGUGAUGCUUAUCUCGCCGUAGCACGAGGCAUACGGAGAGCUCUAAUGGUGAAGAGAGCUGUAAGAGUAAAAUCUCAGCUCAAAUCACACAAGAGUUUUGCUAAUGCAUUUCCAAAGUAUUGUGAGCUUGUUGAUAACGCUAGGCUUUACUGCACAAAUGCCGUUGGUGGUCCUCCAAAGCUUAUAGCGUGGAAAGCCGGAAAUAGUAACCUUCUGGUGGAUCCGGAGGAUAUUGAGUGUCUAAAACGAGUCAGCAGUCUUAACCCGGAUGCUGAAUCCAUUUACGAUCUUUAUUCGGAUUCGAGCCUGUUGAGCAAGCCUGGUUCAGUUUGGAAUGAUGUUGUUUUAGUCCCAUCGAGGCCCAAGGUCCAGAAGGAACUUACCGAUACCAUCAAGAAAAUUGAAAAAACCCAAGCGAAAAGUUAAUGAUAUUGUCAACAAGGCCCCUAAAAAUAUUGUCUUUUGCUAUAUGUGAUUUGUUUUCACCAUGUCUUUUGAUGUUUUUUUGUAUUAGUCUGAAUAAGUUUUUCUAAAACGAUUAAAAUGAGUUUUCACCUUCUCUACUA
This is a messenger RNA of Raphanus sativus (radish), 1890 nucleotides long. Its product is annotated as calmodulin calcium-dependent NAD kinase-like. The transcript has 9 exons. The record is from RefSeq and is a predicted model, not a curated record. NCBI's taxonomy places the organism in Eukaryota, Viridiplantae, Streptophyta, Magnoliopsida, Brassicales, Brassicaceae. The coding region runs from base 146 to 1750 and encodes 534 amino acids. Gene Ontology annotation, molecular function: ATP binding; kinase activity.